Ornithodoros turicata is the source of this 658-nucleotide messenger RNA. Its product is annotated as baculoviral IAP repeat-containing protein 2-like. The transcript has 4 exons. Gene Ontology annotation, biological process: positive regulation of protein ubiquitination; negative regulation of apoptotic process; regulation of cell cycle. The record is from RefSeq and is a predicted model, not a curated record. The coding region runs from base 139 to 591 and encodes 150 amino acids. Gene Ontology annotation, cellular component: cytoplasm; nucleus. Gene Ontology annotation, molecular function: cysteine-type endopeptidase inhibitor activity involved in apoptotic process; ubiquitin protein ligase activity. NCBI's taxonomy places the organism in Eukaryota, Metazoa, Arthropoda, Arachnida, Ixodida, Argasidae.
UCAGAUAUCAAGAUUGUGGUGGCAGCACUGUGCGCCUACAGAACCUACAAAAGGACGCUACACCCCUCAGAUCACUGCAGUCAGCGGCUUGUUUCACUGUUACUCAUAUCUGCUUCUGAUGUUUGAAUAGGCACUGUCAUGAUGGAUGCUGCCUAUGAGAUAAGACCUGAACUAGUCUACCGUUCAGAAGACGUCUCUGGAAAGAAGUACUCAUACCGCGCACGUCCAGAAUCGUAUGGAAAUCGCGUGAAGCAGUAUGCUGUGCGCCACACCAGGCCCAUACAUGAGAGGUACGCGUCGUUGGCUAGCAGAAAAUCAUCGUUCGACAUUUAUCCUGCAACUGCGAAGGGAAACACAGAAAAAAUGGCGAAAGCUGGAUUCUUCUACACUGGUGCUCAAGAUCGCACAACCUGCUUUCAGUGCGGCAACUCUCGUUGCAAUUGGAGCGAUGAGGACGACCCAUUAUUUGAACACGCCAGGUGGUACAGAGACUGUCCUUACGUCAUUCUACAGCUUGGUGAUGCGGCUAUAGAGAACAUUAGACGGGAACACAGCAAUACACUGGCAGAGAAGCUGAUACAGGUGACUUGAGCAAGUGCAUCAUCUGCAAGACGGGAGAUAGACACAUGAUCUUCCUUCCAUGCAGUCAUCUUGUCUC